UCUUACGAUCUUUUUGCAAUUUGCUCAUUUCCAGGGCAGCAGGUUCUUGGCUUGGUGGAGAACCAGAGUGAUUGGUAUUUGGGCAACCUUUGGAAGAAUCAUCGGCCCUGGCCAGCACUUGGGAGGGGCUACAACACAGGGGUUAUCUUGCUGCUUCUGGACAAGUUACGAAAGAUGAAAUGGGAGCAGAUGUGGAGGCUUACGGCAGAGCGGGAGUUAAUGAGCAUGCUGUCCACUUCCCUGGCUGACCAGGAUAUCUUCAAUGCAGUCAUCAAACAAAAUCCAUUCCUUGUCUACCAGCUCCCAUGUUUCUGGAAUGUGCAGCUGUCUGAUCACACACGUUCCGAGCAGUGCUAUAGAGAUGUGUCUGACCUGAAGGUGAUUCACUGGAACUCACCAAAGAAGCUGCGAGUGAAAAACAAGCACGUGGAGUUUUUCCGCAACCUCUACCUGACGUUCCUGGAAUAUGAUGGGAAUUUGCUGAGACGGGAACUCUUUGGUUGCCCCAGUGAGGCAGAUGUUAACAGUGAAAAUCUCCAGAAACAGCUGUCUGAGCUGGAUGAGGAUGACUUAUGCUAUGAAUUUCGUCGAGAACGUUUCACUGUCCAUCGCACUCAUUUGUAUUUUCUACAUUACGAAUAUGAGCCGGCUUCAGACAACACCGAUGUAACGCUGGUGGCUCAGCUCUCGAUGGACAGGCUCCAGAUGCUCGAAGCCAUCUGCAAACACUGGGAGGGUCCCAUCAGCCUGGCACUCUAUCUUUCUGAUGCAGAAGCCCAGCAAUUUCUCCGCUAUGCCCAGGGCUCAGAAGUGCUUAUGAGCCGCCACAAUGUUGGCUACCACAUCGUGUACAAGGAGGGCCAGUUCUACCCUGUGAAUCUGCUAAGGAAUGUGGCCAUGAAGCAUAUCAGCACACCAUACAUGUUUCUGUCUGACAUCGACUUCUUGCCCAUGUAUGGACUCUACGAGUACCUCAGGAAGUCCGUCAUCCAGCUAGACCUGGCUAACACCAAGAAAGCUCUGAUUGUACCUGCUUUUGAGACCCUACGCUACCGCCUCUCCUUCCCCAAGUCAAAAGCAGAGCUGCUAUCUAUGUUGGACAUGGGAACCCUUUUCACGUUCAGGUAUCACGUCUGGACGAAAGGGCAUGCGCCGACGAACUUUGCCAAGUGGCGAACAGCCACCACCCCCUACCGCGUUGAGUGGGAAGCAGACUUCGAGCCAUACGUUGUCGUGCGGAAGGACUGCCCGGAGUAUGACAGGCGGUUUGUUGGAUUUGGCUGGAACAAAGUAGCUCACAUCAUGGAACUGGAUGCACAGGAGUACGAGUUCACGGUGCUGCCCAACGCCUACAUGAUCCACAUGCCGCAUGCCCCCAGCUUCGACAUCACCAAGUUUCGCUCCAACAAGCAAUAUCGCAUCUGUCUCAAGACCCUGAAGGAGGAAUUCCAGCAGGAUAUGUCACGCCACUACGGCUUUGCAGCCCUCAAAUAUCUCACGGCAGAGAACAACAGCUAGCACAGUGGAGCCCGUGUGCGGGAAACAGGGACACCGGAGAGAAGAGCCACUCGACGUUUGGGGCCCGGCCUUCAAACUGAGAAAUACUUUCUGUUUUUAUAUCAUACCCGGCAGUUCUAACAGUAGGAAUUUGAAGUGACAUGUCUUCGGACUAUGCUCCUUCCCCCCUUCCCCGACUACCCCAGGCCUUUCGGCUUUAGCAUUCGAGAGGUGUCAACAAGAGGGGGCCGGCCACGCGCCCACCGUGCUGCCAGAGGUGGGGCCUGGGCAGGGGGAAUGCACUCUGCUCUCUUAACUGCAGAGCAAAGACAGACCUUCAGAAUAUAGGAUUUCAUGUUGCUAUUUAAUAAUUUGACAUGCUUUUUAUCUGUAAAGGA
This is a messenger RNA of Eurypyga helias (sunbittern), 1895 nucleotides long. RefSeq names its product glycosyltransferase-like protein LARGE1. The transcript has 9 exons. Gene Ontology annotation, molecular function: xylosyltransferase activity; glucuronosyltransferase activity. The record is from RefSeq and is a predicted model, not a curated record. NCBI's taxonomy places the organism in Eukaryota, Metazoa, Chordata, Aves, Eurypygiformes, Eurypygidae. The annotation marks the transcript as partial. Gene Ontology annotation, biological process: protein O-linked glycosylation via mannose.